Molecule: messenger RNA, 465 nt
Organism: Anopheles cruzii
Lineage: Eukaryota; Metazoa; Arthropoda; Insecta; Diptera; Culicidae
Product: bolA-like protein DDB_G0274169
Exons: 2
Coding region: 15-422 (135 amino acids)
Cellular component (GO): mitochondrion
Source: RefSeq, a predicted model, not a curated record
AGAGCAUAAUAAACAUGAACUAUCUGCUGGCCAGUUCGGCAAGCAAAAGAGUUAUCGGUUGUGUAAAAUCUGUAUGGCUGCGAACCGUGAGUACGAAGAUGGAAGCCGGACCUAUCGAAAACGCUAUACGCACCGGGCUGGCGAAGGAAUUAUCCCCGGUUCACGUGGAAGUGGUCAAUGAAUCCUAUAUGCACAACGUUCCGAAGGGUUCCGAAACGCACUUCAAAGUUUUGGUAGUUUCACAGCAAUUCGAAGGAAUGCCUCUAAUAAAGCGACAUCGUUUGGUGAAUGAUAUUGUGAAAACUCAACUAGAAGGAGAUUUCGUGCACGCUUUAUCGAUCGUAGCCAAAACGCCCCUACAAUGGGACCCGAAUUAUAGUUUGGAACCCAGUCCGAACUGUAGAGGCGGUUUUGGCAAAUGAUGUAUUGUUUAAGGAAAAUUAGCUUAAAUAUAAGUUAGCUCGG